AGCCCAAGGGAUAAAAUGCAUAAUGUAAGGUGCGGGGUAGUUGUGUUGUGGAAAGGAGAGGAGGAGACGGACGACCAGAUCAGGUAAGGCAACAACGUACAAUCACUUUCACGACUUCAGUUCAGUCUGGAGGUUAUGACACCCCUUCCCUCCCAGCAACUUCCUCUCCCUCUCACGCACAGCGCUCCCGCACAAUCUUCAACUCCUGCCCCUGCUCGCCGCGAAAAACGCAAUCCAUCACUGCCACCAUGUUCCUCGCUGGUGCCUCUGCCAACCGCCACCGCCGCCAGCAGAGCCGCGGAACAGGCGGCCCUCCCGGCCCACUUGGCUCUCUUCUGACGAACCGCCGCCUCCAAGACGCCCUGGGCCAGCAUGAGGACCUCUUGAGCCUGUACGACCAGGUUGAGCAGCAGCUGCCGGGCGCGCCCCGCCUCCUCCCUCGCCACUUCGACCCGAUGCGCGUCGCUCUGUGGAUCCAGCAGACGGGUCUUGAGGAGGUCAACGACGCCGACUCCGCUGAACUUCUGCGUCAGAUGAAUUGCGACCGCGCCGUCGCCAUCAUGAGUGACAAGAAGAGCGGCUCCGCCGACGAUGACGGCGACGACGAUGACGACGACGACGAAGAAGAAGAAGAAGAAGAAGAAGAUGGUGAUGAUGCUGAAGAUCUCAACAUUGGCGGCGAUGACGACGACGGCAACGACGACGACAACGGCAACGACAACGGCAACGACGAGCGUGGUUGUGGAGAGAAGAAGGGCAAAGCCCUCAGCGGCGACGACGGCGAUGACGAUGAGGAGGAUCAGAAGGAGCAGGAGGAGCAGGAGGGGGAGGGCGACGACGACGACGUCGAUCUCGACACCAAAGUCACCAACAAGAUCCACAGCAUCAUCGCCGAGAUCGACCACCUCUUCCCUGAGGCAGCCAUUGAGACCAACUUCUAGGACCCCAAAUGCCUGCGCCGCCGUCCGGU
This is a messenger RNA of Aplosporella prunicola CBS 121167, 970 nucleotides long. RefSeq lists its product as uncharacterized. Bases 249 to 941 code for a protein of 230 amino acids. NCBI's taxonomy places the organism in Eukaryota, Fungi, Ascomycota, Dothideomycetes, Botryosphaeriales, Aplosporellaceae. The record is from RefSeq and is a predicted model, not a curated record. The transcript is spliced from 2 exons.